AUGUCAGAUCCCUAUUUCAUCAAAUUGCACCUUAGUAAAUCUGCUGCGAAGGACGAUUUGGAACACCUUCAACUGAUGAAAAAUGUCUGCCUCGGAUCCAUCCCUGAAAUCCACAUGGAAUCGUGUGAUGUAAGUUCGUUAUUCCAUUCCCUACAAAUUGAAACGUUCUUGUUCAAUUUCGCAAACAUGCCAGGCCACCAUCUGGUCGGUUCAUGUAAUGGGUUGCACUGUGGGGUUAGCGAAAUACCAGAAGGAUACCGUGUUUGUUUCUGGAACAAGGCGACAAGGGUGAUAUCCAGAGAAUCGCCAACGCUGUCUUUUUCCCCGGGCAUUGGUCGUAGAACAAUGUUUGUGUUUGGCUAUGAUCCGUCAAGUGACAAAUACAAGGUUGUAGCAAUUGCAUUGACUAUGCUCUCACUUGACGUAUCUGAAAAGACUGAGAUGAAAGUUCAUGGCGCGGGUGACAGUAGUUGGAGAAACCUUAAAGGUUUUCCUGUUCUUGGGACUUUACCUAAAGUUGGUGGAGUGUAUCUGAGUGGAACCCUUAAUUGGGUUGUUAUUAAGGAAAAGAAAUCAUUCAUUCUGAAAUCGUAA
This is a messenger RNA of Glycine soja, 594 nucleotides long. RefSeq names its product F-box/kelch-repeat protein At3g23880-like. NCBI's taxonomy places the organism in Eukaryota, Viridiplantae, Streptophyta, Magnoliopsida, Fabales, Fabaceae. The transcript has a single exon. The coding region runs from base 1 to 594 and encodes 197 amino acids. The record is from RefSeq and is a predicted model, not a curated record.